CAGAAAUAGAGCCCCAUUUUCUGAAUCUCAAUCCAAUUCGAUCCUAGUCUUCAUCGCUGCCUCGUUCAGGUUUACUAGUUUCAACUAGAAAAGUGAAAUGGCCGGUCCUAGGAUUGCUCAUGCUACCUUGAAAGGACCAAGUGUUGUCAAGGAGAUAAUUAUUGGAAUAACACUUGGCUUCUGUGCUGGUGGGCUUUGGAAGAUGCAUCACUGGAAUGAGCAGAGGAAAGUGAGAGCAUUCUAUGACAUGCUUGAGAAAGGUGAUAUCUCUGUUGUUGCAGAAGAAUAAAUGUUAAUGUCUUGUGAAAUUGUGGACAGCUUUGGCAAUAUUUGAUCGUUUCUGUUCCCUUUUUGGCUCUUUGGUUCAAGAUGAGCGAACUCAGUUUGGAGUUUUGAGAAUAAUUUUAUUGUAGUAAGAUCAGAACCACAUAUUUGCUUAACAAACCCCAAUGGCUUUCGUGGUAUUGUGUCCCAGUGGCUCCUCUCAUUUGGUUUCUUGCUACAUCUGUUUGGGAUGAUGCUUGUACUUGAAAUAUAAUUGUGAAUGCAACUGUCUCUUCCGUAGUGGCAAGUUGCCCCUGGGCAGUUGGUUGUUUCUGAUUUA
This is a messenger RNA of Theobroma cacao (cacao), 604 nucleotides long. Its product is annotated as Cytochrome c oxidase subunit Vc family protein. Lineage: Eukaryota; Viridiplantae; Streptophyta; Magnoliopsida; Malvales; Malvaceae. The record is from RefSeq and is a predicted model, not a curated record.